This is a messenger RNA of Daldinia vernicosa, 1524 nucleotides long. RefSeq lists its product as uncharacterized. The transcript is spliced from 2 exons. The record is from RefSeq and is a predicted model, not a curated record. The coding region runs from base 1 to 1524 and encodes 507 amino acids. Gene Ontology annotation, molecular function: ATP binding; ATP hydrolysis activity. NCBI's taxonomy places the organism in Eukaryota, Fungi, Ascomycota, Sordariomycetes, Xylariales, Hypoxylaceae.
AUGGAUAACAUUCAAGCAUCUGGGGCCACUGAGCAACAUCCUCCUCCAAUCAUCAAGCCCAAAAGCAUUGACUUUGCGAAAAUCCAGCACAUAUUUCCUCCUGGUACUCUAGUCUUCAGCAGAAAAGAUAAUGCGGAAAUCGUCUCUCGAGUACUCAGGUGCCAGAAGAAGGGCAGAAGAAAUACAGAUCCGAAGUGGAAGAUCGACGUAGAGCAUGUGGAUUGGAACGGAGAGGAAUGUGGUUAUCGAGAAUAUUCGUUCACGAUCGAUAAAUUUGAUGGCGACUGUCGAGUCACUGAGUUGAAUGUGUUUCCGAUUUCAUAUUUAGCAGAUGAAGCUAAAGUUAGAGCAGCUCUUAUCGAGAGGGGUCGUAAGUUUGAGCAACUCAGAGGCUAUAGGUUUAGGGCUUGUCGCAGAGAAUGCAGCAUACCUGACAGAUAUGGAAGAUGGUACAUGACACCGGCAGGGUCAAAGAUGUGUGUCGACUCAUUUGCGUACUAUAAGCAGAGCGCCAACUUCAUUCCCAAGAUACGGCCACUUGAGGACAAUGGCAAACAUCCAGUAAAAGCUAGUGUUGAUGAAUCAGAAACCGCGUCUGAAUCCGUACCAGCUCCCUCGGUCAAAAAAAAAAGAAUGGAGUGUCUACAACCGUUGACUGACGAGCAGCGGCUCAUGGUAAAUCCUUGGCUUAAGUGCUUCGAUAUUCAGAUAGAAACAUGGUGCAGAGUCUUGGUCGACGAUCUAGAGGAGGUAAACUCGAGUAACCUGGCUUUUGAGAAGCUCCACCUACCAGAUAACGAGAAGAAUAUGAUAUUGAAUCUCGUCAAAGGAAAGCUCCUCUCUAGUAAUCUGGGGAGCAACGACCCCGUCCGGAACCAGGGCCACGGUAUUACAUGCCUCAUGCUUGGGCCAUCAGGAGUCGGUAAAGCCUUCACGGCCAAGGCAAUUGCUGAUAAAUUAGGACUUCCUCUAUAUUCCUUCGCUGUGAGUGAUUUCAAGUACGAGUUUGAUACGAUAGUGGAUCUGAGGCGAGCUAUGGAGCUCUGCGACUCAUGGGGCGGCAUUCUCCUCCUAAAGGGUGCGGAUUGUCUUGUGGCUGCCCGGAAAGAUAAGUACUGCGAAGACGACGAUGGCUUUGUCAUUAGCUCCUUUGAGCUAAUUAAAGAUCGCAAUUAUACGGGCAUAUUAUUCCUCACUGCUAACGAAACUAUCGACAUUGAUCCGGACCUCAUACCGCAUAUUAAUCAUUUUUUGCCCUUCAGUCCCCUCGGCAUACAGACACGCCGUCAAAUUUGGCGGGACUCAAUCGAGCACAUCGGGAAGGACAAUUUCAUAUGUGGUACCGAAGACAUGGAGGAGGUGCUCAACGAGCUAUCGGAAUUCAAUCUCAACGGACACGAAAUCCAUCAUCUUGUCAAUUGUGCGCGGAUAAUCACACUUGGAAGUGAAGACAGCGACAAUAAAGUAUCUAAGGAUACUUUAUGUAUUCUUGCACGUAAUCGCAUUCGGUCCCUAAGACCCUAG